GGAUGCUCUGACAUACAAAACAUAAGCUACUUUUUGUUGCUAGCCAGCCGGUAGCAACAGCUAGCUAGCUAUUUUUUUUUUUAAUUUGCGAGCAGGCAGGAUGGAAAGCAGCGAUGGAAUGGAGGUGGACGGCUGGGACUCCAAUCUGGAGGAGGAGCUGGGCAUUUCUCUGGACGAGCUGAAGAAGUGGAUUGAAGAAACUGUGGAGAAGAGCGAGAUCGUGCAGAAGAAAAAGGCUCAGCUGACGGAACUCAAAGAAUGGGUGGAGCAGAAAGAGGAAGAGGAGGCCAAGACAGAGAUGCUUCUCAAAGAUGCCAACCAGUCGGUGUUGGAGUGUGAGAAACUGGUGAAGGAAACAUACCAGAAGAACGGCCUGGUGUACCGUGAGAGCAGCUCAGAGGACGAGGGAGGUGGAGGAGGCCUGUUGUCCUCCGAGGUCAUCGAGAUAGACGAUGACGACGAUGAUGAUGUCAUCGCAGUCGGCUGCUUGGUUCCUCCUAAGAAGACGCUCACUCCGAGCAAAGAUCCAUCGGUGAGAACAGUAAAAGACACCUCUGCAGCUCUACAGAAAACAGUGCAGCAGGUGAAGAAGUUGACCCAAAUAGUCAACAAGCCUGGUGUUCCAUUGCUUCGAUCUCCAAUGCAGUCUACACCCCUGACAAGUAUACAUAGUUCAGCUCCAGCAGUGUUUGUGUCCCAGCUUUCGUCUCAUUCCAUGACCCAGCCGAACCCAAACAUCAAAGAGGACGAGCUCAGAGUCGGGAUGAUCAUUCUGGGAAAGAAGCGCACCAAGACCUGGCACAGAGGCACCCUUGUUGCCAUCAACCCUGUCGGAAACGGUGUUUUCAAGUAUAAAGUGAAGUUUGAUAAAGGAAAGAGUCUGCUGUCAGGAAAUCACGUGGCAUUCGACUACAACCCCAUCCUGGAGAGCCUGUUCGUCGGGGCUCGUGUCGUCGCCAAGUACAAGGACGGCAACCUGGUGUGGCUCUAUGCUGGCAUAGUGGCAGAGAUGCCCAACACCAAGAACAAGAUGAGAUUUCUGAUCUUCUUUGAUGAUGGCUACGCUUCAUAUGUUAAUCUUCCUGACCUUUUCCCUGUUUGCCGACCAUUGAAGCGUACCUGGGAGGACAUUGAGGAUGCAUCAUGUCGAGACUUCAUUGAGGAGUACAUCACUGCAUAUCCCAGCAGGCCUAUGGUGCUCCUAAAGGUUGGACAGAUCAUCAAGACAGAGUGGGAGGGAACGUGGUGGAAGAGCAAAGUGGAGGAGGUGGAUGGAAGCUUGGUCAAGAUCCUCUUUUUGGAUGAUAAGAGGAGCGAGUGGAUCUACAGAGGCUCCACCAGGUUGGAGCCAAUGUUCAACCUGAAGAUGACCUCUGCCAACACGCAGGAGAAGAAGCUGGCAGGACAGCAGAGGUCACGACCUAACAUGGGGGCGUUAAGGAGUAAGGGUCCAGUGGUUCAGUACACCAGCGACGGACAUGUCGGAGCCUCUCCUGUGAAAUCACCACAGCCCUCACCCAGCCAGCCUUCACCGACACCACAACCUCCACCCCGGCCUCAGCCCCAGCAGCCCCAGCAGCCCCAGCAGCCACAGAUCCAACACACCCCUCAACCUCCACAGCCCCUGCAGCCCCUGCAGCCCCUGCAGCCCCCACAGCCCCCACAGCUCCUACAGCCCCUACAGCCCCCACAGCCCACACAGCCCCCACAGCCCACACAACCUCCCCGUGUUGACAACAAGCAUCAGAUGGCAAAGAAGAGCACUUCUCCGUUUGUCCCAGGAGUUGGAGGCACUCAUGCCUCCAAAGUCAUGCAGUCUCUUUCCUCCAGUCCCAGCAACUUCACUGGAGUGAGAAUACUGAAUACUCAAAAUACUACUACACUAACUUUUGCACAACCGUAUCAGAGACAGUUGCCCACUCUGGCUGGAGCCCCUCCUCCUGUCACCCACGCUGUGGCGACCAUCCCACAUCAACCUGCGUACCGCGCCCCCACAGACCGCAUCUUCUACCUGACGCACACUUGCCAGCCUGCGUGUCUGAACAGAGUCCGCCCUGUGAAACCGGACCUGCACCGCGGAAAGAACCCGCUCCUCACACCUUUACUGUACGAUUUCAGACGCAUGACAGGGCGACGCAAAGUCAACCGCAAGAUGUCCUUCCAUGUGAUCUACAAGGCCCCUUGUGGUCUUUGUCUUCGGAACAUGUUAGAGAUCCAGCAGUACCUCUUCCAGACCCGCUGUGACUUUAUAUUCCUGGAGAUGUUCUGUCUCGACCCCUACGUGCUGGUGGACCGGCCCUUCCAGCCUCAGAGGCCAUUCUACUACAUCCCCGACAUCACAGGCGGAAAGGAAGAUAUCCCCCUCUCCUGCGUCAAUGAGAUCGAUACCACCCCGCCUCCUAAUGUAGCUUACAGUAAAGAGCGCAUUCCUGAAGACGGAGUUUAUAUCAACACCAGUGCGGACUUCCUGGUCGGCUGUGAAUGUACUGACGGCUGUCGAGACAAAUCCAAAUGCUCGUGCCACCAGCUGACCCUGCAGGCCACAGGCUGUACACCAGGGGCCCAGAUCAACACAAGCGCUGGAUUUUUACACAAACGAUUAGAGGAGUGUCUCCCCACAGGGAUCUAUGAGUGUAAUAAGAGGUGUAAAUGCUGUGCUGAGAUGUGUACUAAUCGACUGGUGCAGCACGGCCUGCAGGUGCGUCUCCAGCUCUUUAAGACCCAGAACAAGGGCUGGGGCAUCCGAUGUCUGGACGACGUGGCCAAGGGCUCUUUCGUCUGUAUUUAUGCUGGUAAAAUUUUAACGGACGACUUUGCCGACAAAGAAGGCCUAGAGAUGGGUGACGAGUAUUUUGCUAAUCUAGACCACAUUGAGAGUGUGGAGAAUUUCAAGGAGGGCUACGAGAGCGAGGCUCACUGCUCAGACAGCGAGGGGAGCGGUGUGGAUGUAUCCAGAAUCAAAAUACAACCAUCUGCUUUAGUAUCUAAUAACCCUGUGGGCCGACCGUCCAAAAAAACUCAAAGCCCAAGCUCAUCGGGGGACAGUAACGAUGACGACGACAAGGAUUCAAAGAGCGAGGAUGAAAGUGACAGUUCAGAUGACACGUUUGUGAAGGAAAGCUACUUCAGCUCCAGCUCUGUGUGGAGGAGCUACACCACACGGGGGCAGGUCAAAGGCAACAAGGAAGGGAGUCAAGACAGUAAAGAUGGAUUGAGUGCUUCAGUCAAAGGGCCUGAUGAUGAUAAACCUCCGCCCAUGCCAGAGGAGAUGGGGAAAAGUAAAGUGGCUUCAUGGCUUACCAGUCAGGGGAUGAAGAAGGAAUCUGGAGACAGCAAAAGUCAAGUGAAGUCAGAAACAGGAAAGAAGCAGGAUGUGAUGACACUCUCUGACAGUGACGAUGUUCAGACCAUCAGCUCUGGAUCUGACGACAACAAAGAGAAGGAGAAAGUCACCCCUGGCGUGACUAAGAAGCAGGUAGCAGUGAAAUCUACCCGAGGCAUCGCCCUAAAGGGCAGCCACGGGAUGAUGGUGAAAACGGGUCCACCUGGAGGUGGUGGAGGGCAGGGCGGUCAGGGAGGGAAAAAAGGACAGCAGGGACAGACAGGAGGAGGAACUGAAAAUGCUCACAGGAACACCCGUCUGUUCUUUGACGGUGAAGAGUCCUGCUACAUCAUCGAUGCCAAGCUGGAAGGAAAUCUCGGCCGUUACCUCAAUCACAGUUGUAGUCCUAACCUUUUUGUCCAGAAUGUGUUCGUGGACACACAUGACCUGCGCUUUCCCUGGGUGGCGUUCUUUGCCAGCAAGCGGAUCCGAGCCGGCACAGAGCUGACCUGGGACUACAACUACGAGGUGGGCAGUGUGGAGGGGAAGGUGCUGCUCUGCUGCUGUGGAUCAACCGAGUGCAGAGGAAGACUGCUGUGAUCUUCAUCCGUCAUGGACUUCACUCCCUCUUCUGCAUCUUUAAGCCCUUCAACACUGUUUUUUUAAAGUUCAACGACCGUUGUCAUUUUUAUUAUAUUUCAGCUGUUUUUUUUGCCUUUAUUUUAUAUGAACAUAUUUUUCCUGAUUGUCUCAUUUUAUCCAUGACCAGUUUCUGAAUAAAAGUUUUUUUUUCUUGAUGGAACCAAA
Messenger RNA from Labrus mixtus (cuckoo wrasse), 4129 nucleotides. RefSeq names its product SET domain bifurcated histone lysine methyltransferase 1b (gene setdb1b). Gene Ontology annotation, molecular function: protein binding; DNA binding; histone H3K9 methyltransferase activity. The coding region runs from base 101 to 3922 and encodes 1273 amino acids. The transcript has 25 exons. Gene Ontology annotation, biological process: negative regulation of gene expression; heterochromatin organization. The record is from RefSeq and is a predicted model, not a curated record. Gene Ontology annotation, cellular component: nucleus. NCBI's taxonomy places the organism in Eukaryota, Metazoa, Chordata, Actinopteri, Labriformes, Labridae.